CAUCCUCGAAGGGUCCUUUCUAGAAUAAAUCAAGCGCUGUUUCCUCUAAGCCGUUGAGCAGUGCAACCAGAGAGCAGUCGGACAGAUGCGGAUAAGAUAAGAUUCAAAAUCCCUCAACGAACCGAUAAGAAAAAACCACCCGCUGUGGGGCAAGUUUCUAAACCAAACACCCGCAAACACAAACCCCCAACGCCAGCAACUAAAGCCAUGAAGAUUCUUGUCGUCGGUUCUGGUGGCAGGGAGCACGCUUUGGCAUGGAAACUCUCUCAGUCUCCCAAGGCAGAGGCAAUCUACGUUGCUCCUGGAAAUGGAGGGACUGCUCGUGGAAUAAAAAACGUUUCCAAUAUCGACAUUGAUGUAGGAAAUUUUCCUGCAUUGGUCGGGUUUGCUACGAAAAACGGUAUAGACCUGGUCGUACCCGGGCCAGAGGCACCUCUAGUUGACGGAAUUGAGGGCUAUUUCCGUAAAGUUGGUAUCCCAUGUUUUGGACCUUCAAAAGAAGCUGCCCGUAUGGAGGGUUCGAAAGCCUUUUCCAAGGACUUUAUGCGAAGACACAAUAUUCCCACUGCUGAAUAUCGUAACUUCGCUGUUUAUGAGGAAGCCAAGGCAUACCUCGAGAAAGUGGGCCAUAGUGUUGUGAUCAAAGCUUCCGGUCUGGCCGCAGGGAAGGGUGUUGUCAUCCCAGCAUCGAAAAGGGAAGCUUUGGCUGCGCUAAAGGAAAUAAUCGUAGACAAGGAGUUUGGAGCUGCAGGAGACGAGGUAGUCAUUGAGGAAUUUUUAGAGGGAGAUGAGUUGAGUGUCUUGACAUUUAGCGAUGGUUACACUUUGGUAUCGCUUCCGCCAGCCCAAGAUCACAAGAGAAUAUUUGAUGGUGACCAAGGUCCUAAUACCGGUGGUAUGGGAUGCUAUGCUCCAACCCGCAUUGCCCCGCAAUCUGUUAUCGAUCAGAUCCACAAAACGAUUUUACAGCCAACAAUUGAUGGAAUGAGGCGUGAAGGAUAUCCUUUCAGGGGGGUGCUGUUUACCGGUCUGAUGAUGACCAAGAGUGGACCUAAAGUAUUAGAGUAUAAUGUCAGAUUCGGUGACCCAGAGACACAAACCCUUUUGCCCUUGAUUAGUGAAGACACCGAUUUUGCCGAAGUGCUGCUAGCUGCUGCGAACGGAUAUCUUGACGGGAUAAAAAUCAAGAUCAACCCUGGCUUCGGAGCGACUGUUGUUGCUUCUGCGGGUGGAUAUCCUGGGCCUUACGCCAAAGGAAAGGAAAUUAGACUGGAUCCUGUUAAGAAAGAUACAAACGUAUUCCAUGCGGGAACUUUAUUAAAGGAUGGGAAAAUUUACUCUAGUGGAGGGCGAGUGAUAGCAGCUUCAGCAACCGCUGAUACCCUGGAGGGUGCGAUAUGUUUUACCGAAAUGAUAUUGCUCAUAGAGCCUUUAAGCAGGUAG
Molecule: messenger RNA, 1443 nt
Organism: Tuber melanosporum (Perigord truffle)
Lineage: Eukaryota; Fungi; Ascomycota; Pezizomycetes; Pezizales; Tuberaceae
Exons: 7
Coding region: 208-1443 (411 amino acids)
Biological process (GO): purine nucleobase biosynthetic process
Molecular function (GO): phosphoribosylamine-glycine ligase activity; ATP binding; metal ion binding
Source: RefSeq, a predicted model, not a curated record